AUGAUUAUGACCCUCAGAUUUGCCUGUCAUUUAGAUCGACAGGACAAGCUGUGGCGAUUUGGGAUUGCUACGAUGUUGAAGUGUGGUGUCCUUGAUCCAGACCCCGAAGAAUUACCCAUGGAUGAGGGAGAUGAUGAAGACAUUGCUGAGCUCGAAGAAGUGUCUACUGAUCAACAAACUGCACUCCUGGAGGGGCUUAAUCACAUGCGUGCCAAUACUAACUACUUCAUCAAAGCUAAGGAGGUGGCUACUGUACCUCGUGGACCUAGCACUCAUCCUCCUCGAAUGUUUACUGCUGGCAAUACCGCUAUCCAUCUAAAUUAUAGUCCAACUCGCACUGGAAUGAAAAUUGAUGAUGUCGCAGACGAGUUCAACAUACUGGAUCUUUGUGAUGCUAUUUCAAACUUCUUGCGACUUGACACGAGGAAUAGAGAUGUGAUUCAUGGGGUUGGAAUCUCAAGAAGAUCGUUAAUUGACCGUCCUUCUACUCUGCCUUUUGAUCAUGUUCAAGCACACAGUUCGCUUGCAUCAUUCAUGUCAUCCCGGCAAUCUGAAAUCGACAACUUCUUGCUCUACGCAACGAUAAGCUCUGUUGGUGUCCCUUCUGGCCCACACACCUUAGAUACUACGCAAGCUCUCCUCAAGCAAGAGCUGAAAAACCGCCUGAUUCAUGAAGGUAUUGGAAAGGGUGCCAGAAUACCGUUGGACAAAUCCAUUUUUCAUCAUCUUGUGAGAAAAACUACUCUCCAAUUGAGCGAGAUCAAGACAAUUCAGUACGACAAAACAGGACCAUCUGCAUACUCUGGAGACAAAUGGAAAUUCCACCGCAGGAGAAAAGGAAUCAAACGUACUUGUGGCGCAAAGGAUGAACAAGAUGAUGGUACAGAGGACAGUGGCACAGAGCACGAGGAUACAGAGGAUCCUGAUACAGACUCGGAUGACGAGGAUGCAGAGGAUUAUGAUACAGACAGCGAUGGUACGGAUAUCGUUGAUGCAGAGGUCAAGGGUGCAGUGCUUGGCGUAGAGCCCUCUUUGACUCAGUGA
Suillus bovinus is the source of this 1044-nucleotide messenger RNA. RefSeq lists its product as uncharacterized. Lineage: Eukaryota; Fungi; Basidiomycota; Agaricomycetes; Boletales; Suillaceae. The record is from RefSeq and is a predicted model, not a curated record. Bases 1 to 1044 code for a protein of 347 amino acids. The transcript is spliced from 2 exons.